Molecule: messenger RNA, 507 nt
Organism: Rhizoctonia solani
Lineage: Eukaryota; Fungi; Basidiomycota; Agaricomycetes; Cantharellales; Ceratobasidiaceae
Product: nicotinamide mononucleotide adenylyltransferase
Exons: 4
Coding region: 1-507 (168 amino acids)
Source: RefSeq, a predicted model, not a curated record
AUGGUUACUGAUGUCAAGGACUCACCUCGUCCCCGGGUUAUCGAGGCCGCGAGUGCAUUGCUUCUAACCGGACUAUUAUUAUCGUCGUUUGGAGCUGCCCUUGCAUUACUCGCAGCUCGAUGGUUUGAUUUACUGAAAGAUGAAGAGGUUGAAAUAUUGGAACUCCAAUGGAGUUGUGCUCGAAGGCAACGUAAAUGUACUAAAGGAAGCGAACCUGACAACGAGAGCAAGUCACAAAUUGAUGUCAUCAUAGACGGUCAUGAAAAACACUGGAAGGACUUCCUAGUGGCAAAGGCUGUGAGCGCAACCCUUUUUGUCGUCUUCGGUGGAUUUAUCACAUUCGUGGCAGCAAUGGUCUUGUACAGCUGGGUAGCCCAUCGGUUGACCACAGCCAUUGUUACUACAGUUAUUGCUGUGCUGGGAACCUGUCUAAUUGUCACCAUGCACUUAGACUUUGAAUUCAAAGGAACUCUUCGAUACAUGUCCUUCGAGAGGAUAAGGAUUUAA